Molecule: messenger RNA, 2337 nt
Organism: Epithele typhae
Lineage: Eukaryota; Fungi; Basidiomycota; Agaricomycetes; Polyporales; Epitheliaceae
Exons: 9
Coding region: 1-2337 (778 amino acids)
Source: RefSeq, a predicted model, not a curated record
AUGCCGGAGCCUCCUCGGUAUUCAGAGCUUGUCUCACGCAUCAUUAUCGUCUCUACUCUACUCCACUAUGCCGUUGCCGACCCUACCCCCACCGAGGUCAGCAAGUCUCCUGAAGAUCUCGCCCUCAUCAGUUCUGGCGAUGGAUACAACCAGGCUGUGAUCAAGGUGGAGGCCGUGACUGGUACCAGGCUUUCAAACGUCAUCACUGGGUUCCUCGUGUCACCGAACACCGACUGGAGCGAGGACUCCGAAACCUCGCGAGUGUUCAAGCCCAACAGAGCCGACGGCGAACUGCUUUUGCACACCUCACCUACGUUCAUCAAGAGAGGCUCUUUGGACUGCGCAGCCCGCAUCCAGGGCGUUCUUGACAUCGUCCAAUACUUCGCGGACCCACCGGCAGUUCGCCACGCCGCGUAUGAUAAACGUUGUCUUUUCGCGUUCGUCGUGAGAUGCUCCUACUUUGACCUCUAUCUCCGGAUUGCCCAAGGCGACAAGACAUGGAUCAUCAACAAGAAGGACGAGGGCGAAGGGAGUCGGAUGGAGGAGUCUUCGCAGGGCACGCUGAGCAAGCUGGUCAAUCUGUUCAAGUUGUUCACACCGGGCGGGGAUAAUGAGUCGAAGAAGGGCAAGGAGGGCGAACGGAGCCAGUCAGAAGAGCCGGUAGACCCCAAUGCGAACCAUCCCACGACCCGUAUCCACCAUAUCCUCUGUUCCAUCCCACCAAGACACGUGCCAGCCGGCAGGAGCGUCGCGUUCAACGACCAUUACAUGAAGACCGCCCUGGAGAGAGCUGGUCUCGUGUCUGGCCGGGACGGUCAAUACCCGGUUACGAACAAGAACGCGAGCCUAUGGGCGGCAGUGCCGAUGCACUGCUUAUGUACUGCAAUGGUCGUCUUGCAACAAGUCCUCGGAUCCAAACCCGUCGUUCAGGCCAUCUUCAGUCCGGCAGUUGUGGGACGGCUCGAUGCCAUGCGCAGGACCGCCUCCAUGAAACAGCGACACUGCGAUCUCGAAGGUGAGAUUCUGUGGCUGGGUCAACGCACGUCCUCUAACUCGCAUCCAGAACUCAUGAGGAAAGCGGCCGGGUAUCCAACAAAUGUCAGGAGAACUGAUCCUGAGCGAAGUGUAGUUGACGCCACAGUUGGAAUGGGUGAAGUCGAGAAUGUGGCGACGACAUCUGUCGACCUCAACGAGUCGCCGAUGGACCACUUCAUCCGUUAUCUGAGGAGCCUCGUUGCUCCCCUCGACAUCAUGGCGAUAAUAUCUCGCCUUGCAAAUCAGAGCACGCUGAGACCGCCUGUCACUGUGCAUGCCGUCUACGUAAAGGACUCCCCCUCAAAAUUUGAGUUCCCUCAUGACACCCGUCUUCUCGACGAACUUAAGGAGUCGUGGAAUAAGACGUUCGCUGUUCACUCCUCUUACACCGCCCCUGCGGAGCCUCCAGACUUCCCGUACACCCUGAAGGAUUUGUGGGAGGCCGGGUCUGCCAGAGCACAAGAGCACGCGGAGGCCAUACUUAUGGGCUACACCCUGUCGGUGCAUAGGGGGACUUUGGAUCUGUCGCAGGAGGGUCACGAUCUGAUAGAUUCGGCGUUAUUAGUGAUAGCCGAGAAGAGUUUGUCUACCCGGUCGACAUCGCGUGUGGAGUUCGUUCUCCCUGGCACCCACGGCAGGGUUGUUCCGUGGUACCCUCCCUCGGGUCUACCAGAGGAUGUGUUGGAAGAGAUGGCGACGCGCCUAAUGAUGAUACUGGACCAGGUCCUGGAAAAUAUCGGUCGACGCAUUGGACUUCGGACAAUCAAUUAUUUCGACCUGAGCACAGAGGAUUCUUCGCAUUCUGUGCACGUCGUCGAAUCUCUUCACUACGCGCUGGGACGUGAGACAAGACCGUUUCGAUCCAUCCCACGCACAUCCCUUCGACAAAGCCUCCCCAUCGUCCUCCCUACCGAGCGCCGCACAUGCCUCCUGCCUGCUGGACCCUCCGGCCUCAUCCUCCACCUUACCCACAAAGACGGCAUGUCUUCCACCCUCUUGGAGCGCGGAGCAAGCCCGUCCGCCCGCGCCUACCGCGGUGGCACCCUCUAUCUCUGCCGGAAACACGGCGAACACGCGCUCUGCGAGAAUGGCCCGCCUGCGGUAAGGGCUCCCGCGUCGUUCUCGAAAUCCUUGACAACCGUGACAUCCGCCCCGAAGACCUCGGCGCUCAGCCCCGAGAUCAACCGCCGCGCGCUGUGGCAGAUCAUCCUCCGACUGGAACAUGAUCAUAAGGGCAGGUCUCGUUCAGAAGGCUCGGGCUUCGGCUUCAGGACGACGCGGGGGUAUGGCGCAGGUCCCUGA